This is a messenger RNA of Arabis nemorensis, 648 nucleotides long. The record is from the annotation of a GenBank genome assembly. Lineage: Eukaryota; Viridiplantae; Streptophyta; Magnoliopsida; Brassicales; Brassicaceae.
AUGGUCGUCAAUCUCAUCGGAUCUUCUUGGCUCCGGCAGCUCUCCGACGCCGGCUUUGAACAAGUCGCCUCUCGUCGGAACCAGACACUUCUCUGGAGUGUUGUAAUCGUAUUCUGGAUGUUUUUCGUCGGAUGUUGUGUGCAGGGAAAGGUUUCCGAGCACAAAUCCGCUGCGAAUCUAUACUGGAUCUCUACCAUAGGAUCCACCUGUGAACGCCUUUUAUGGGACAGUGGUUAUCGCCUCGUUCCUCGACGGAAUCGAUCUGAUUCCAUUCUCAUCAUGUCAGAGAGUAAGGAUUUGAUUUCAAUGGAAUCAAAUUCACGAGAUUUGGGAGCGGAGGAUUGGAGAAUAUCAGGAUUUACUGGAUUAUCGGGAUCACAGAUCAAUCAGGGGAACUCGAAAGAUUGGCUUUCCAAUUUGGUGUUUAAUCACACCAAUCCCUCUCAUUCCGUGAUUGAGGUGAUUCCCAGUGAUUUCAAUCAAGGAGGAUUGAUGAGAGGAGUGAUUCGAGGAUCAAAGAUGAAUCAAUUAUUUCCUUCCAAACGAUUACAUAAAGGGAGAUUGGGCUCUUACUUCUGUCCUCACAGUGUCCUCAAAUUUCCUCUUUCUUCGAAAACAGAGAAGCCUAAUCUCUUUUCCCAGACUUGA